Molecule: messenger RNA, 3176 nt
Organism: Trematomus bernacchii (emerald rockcod)
Lineage: Eukaryota; Metazoa; Chordata; Actinopteri; Perciformes; Nototheniidae
Gene: anos1
Product: anosmin-1
Exons: 14
Coding region: 54-2069 (671 amino acids)
Biological process (GO): neuron differentiation
Cellular component (GO): extracellular region; cell surface
Molecular function (GO): peptidase inhibitor activity; protein binding
Source: RefSeq, a predicted model, not a curated record
UGCACGCAGUAUUGUCCGAUCCGUGGAGGGAUUAAAUACACAUCUGCGGGACCAUGUUUUCUAGGAGCCUGAACGUGUGUCUGACCCUAUGUUUGUGGAUUACAGCGUUAAUGAGCCCGGGAAGUGUGUCUGCGAGGAAGCAGGACGACUCUUUCUUCACUGGCAGUAUUUACCGAGCAAGAUGCGCCUCGAGAUGCCUCAGUCUGCACAUCACUCGCAUCUCCGCUUUUUUCAAGCACUCCCAGAAUAACGGAUCCUUGGUUUGGUGCCAGAAUCACAAGCAGUGCUCCAAGUGCCUGGAGCCCUGCAAGGAAUCCUGGGACCUGAAGGAAAAUCAAUGCCAGGAUUUAUGCGAGCCGCUCUUUCCCAAGAAGCACUACGAGUGUCUGACGAGCUGUGAGUUCCUAAAGUCAGUAGAGGGAGGGAAACAAGGUGACUGUCCUGCCCCCGAGAAGGCCAGCGGUUUCGCAGCAGCCUGCGUGGAGAGCUGUGAGGAAGAUGGAGAGUGUUCAGCCGUGAAAAAGUGCUGCUCCAACGGCUGUGGUCACACCUGCCAGCUGCCGAAGAACCUCUACAAAGGAGUUCCUCUCAAGCCGAGGAAAGAGCUGGUGUUUUUGGAGCAGCCGUCAGGUCAGCUGGAGAUCCGCUGGUCCUCCAAGUUCAACAUUUCUGUGGAGCCCGUCCUCUAUGUGGUGCAGCGCCGCUGGAAUUAUGGCAUCCACCCCAGCGAGGACGAUGCCACCGAGUGGCAGACUAUUGCACAGACUGCAGAGGAGCGCGUCCAACUGGCCGACAUCAGAGCCAGCAGAUGGUACCAGUUCAGAGUUGCUGCAGUCAAUGUCCACGGGACCCGCGGCUUCACUGCACCCAGCAAACACUUCCGCUCCUCCAGAGAUCCGUCCGCCCCUCCCAGGCCAGCCAGUUUGCGCGUCGGCAACGUGACGGUGGGCGAGGACGGCCUGGUGACAGCCCGUCUGAACUGGACCCUGCCAGAGGAGCCCGAUAUUCCCAUACAUCACUACAAAGUGUUCUGGAGCUGGACUGUGCCCUCCAAGUCGAUAGUGCCAUCCAAGAAAAAGAGGAGAAAGACCACCAACGGGGCUCAGAGCUGGGUAGAUCUAGAGGGACUGCAGCAGAACAGCAGCUACACUGUAGAGCUGCAGGCCGUCACGUACUGGGGACAGGUGCGCCUGAAGGGCUCCAAGGCUUCCCUCCACUUCAGCACCUCCCAGAAUAAUGACUCAGUCAAAUCAGUGAUCAAGUCAAAGAAGGAGGAGAUAUCCCCUCUUGGUUCGACCUUGGCCAAACGCCCCUCUGGUCCUCUCGAGGUCGGUACGCCCUUCUACCAGGAUGGCCAGCUGCAGGUUCGUGUCUACUGGAAGAACCGGGGAGACCCCGCUGUAAGUCGCUACCAUGUCCAGUGGAUGCCGGAGUACUGCGCCCACAACGAGACCCGAGGACCAGAGAAAUCUGUCACACAGGAGAACUACAUCAACCUCCCGGGCCUGCUGUUCUCCUGCAAGUACAAAGUCACCGUUCACAUGUUGAAGUCCAAGAGACGCUCCAAGGACGAGAGCACCACCUUCCUCACACCGUCCUGUGCUACCAUCCGCAGCAAGACUCACAAACACAUCCCCUGCCCUGGGGAGGGAGCUCCAGGGCUUCCAAAGGUUUUGGCUAAGCCAGAGAACCUGACGGCCUCUUUUUCCAUCAUCGAGGGAAAUAUUACCGGCAACUUCUUGUGGCGUGUGUCCAGGGUGGCUCCCAAUCAGCGAAUCACAGGCUUCCAGGUCACCUGGGCCGAGAUCACCACUGAAAGCCGGCAAAACAGCCUGCCCAACAGCAUCAUCUCCCAGUCCCAGAUCCUGCCUCCUGAUCAUAACUUGCUUGUGGUGUCCAACCUGCGAGCAUCCACCUACUACAGACUGGAGGUGCAGGUCAUAACAACUGGGGGGGAAGGUCCUGCCACUGUCAAGACUUUCCAGACCCCCAACACAUUACCAGUCAUUCAACACCGACCCAGACUCCGGCACCCUCACCACCAGAAGCCAUCAGUAGAGAGGCACUGAGCUGCAGGCCGAGGAAAACCCAAUAGAGAGAAGCUCAGGUGGCUCUCUGCUCCUGUGCGUCGGGGAAGGAAUGUGUGGAACCAAACAGAAACACAGCGCACCAGACCAUGAACUGACCCCCCCUGCUUGUGAAAUAUGGGUCCAUCUUUUCCAGGCUCUACAACACAUCAGCUAUUCCUUCUGAAGCCCUCUCCCUCGACUGAUGCAUGUCAGCGGACGGGUUGGUCUGUACAGUGAAAUUCAUACAGCAAGGUCUCAUAUUCUGUGUUCUUCAGUAGGUAAUAGUUAAGACCCAAUAGUGAUCCAGCUGUAAUCGUACACAGCUGUAAAUUAUAUAAACAACAUUUCAAUACAAAAGGUUGAUAAAUAACAAGAAAUGAUGUCAUGGUUUGAAGAAACACAUACUUGAUUGAAGAUGGUUGAAGAUGAAUGGUAGGAAAUGCCCGAAACUGUAAAACAAUUGUUUAUUCAUGAAGAAAGAAAAGUAAAAAUUCAUCUAUUUAUUUUGUGUUACCCAUUAAAGAGGCGCUUAGGCAAACAGUCAGUACUGAUGGAUAAUGUAACUAAAGUCAUUGUUGUCUAACCCAGAAUAUUUCACAUAGUAUGUUGCAUGUAGUACAUUUGAUUUUUGAACUGUAAAUGAAUUACUUGCUUUAAAUUGAAAGCUUGUGAUGGUUUUGCAUGACAACCGUUAGCAUUCUGUUGGCAUGAAAUAAUGUCUGUGUUACCUCUUUUCACUAUCUUAGCAAUAUUUCAUUAACAGAUUAACAAAGAAUUAUAUUGGGAGUAAUACGUAAUGUUUAUUAAUGAAAUUAUAACUUGUGUGGAAAUGAUGAAUUGUACAUGUUCUUGGCUGUAGAAAUAUUUGUCGUGGAACAGUCAGUGAAUGUCUAUAUUUAUUUAUGUGUGUAUUACAAAGUUUGGUUUGGAUGUGUGUGAAUGUGAAUGUUUUGUGUGUUCUAGUCUCAAGUUUUUGAACCGGCAAAAAAAUCUUGUAAAGACAUUUUGUAAAAAUGGAAUUGUAAAUACAGUCUUAUGUUACAUGUUAUUUUUCCAUGGUAGAAACUGUACAAAAUCCUAAGUAAUAAAAUAAUCCUUAACCAGUUA